Molecule: messenger RNA, 428 nt
Organism: Venturia canescens
Lineage: Eukaryota; Metazoa; Arthropoda; Insecta; Hymenoptera; Ichneumonidae
Product: histone H3
Exons: 1
Coding region: 1-411 (136 amino acids)
Cellular component (GO): nucleosome
Molecular function (GO): protein heterodimerization activity; structural constituent of chromatin; DNA binding
Source: RefSeq, a predicted model, not a curated record
AUGGCUCGUACCAAACAAACUGCGCGUAAGUCCACCGGUGGUAAAGCCCCCCGUAAACAGUUGGCGACUAAGGCUGCUCGCAAGAGUGCUCCAGCGACCGGCGGAGUUAAGAAGCCUCACCGCUACAGGCCUGGAACCGUAGCUCUUCGUGAAAUUCGUCGUUACCAGAAGAGCACCGAACUUCUCAUCCGCAAGCUGCCUUUCCAACGACUCGUUCGUGAAAUCGCUCAGGACUUCAAAACCGAUCUUCGUUUCCAAAGUUCCGCUGUAAUGGCUCUCCAAGAAGCAAGCGAAGCUUACUUGGUUGGUCUUUUCGAAGACACCAACUUGUGCGCCAUUCACGCAAAGAGAGUAACCAUUAUGCCAAAAGACAUCCAACUCGCACGCCGUAUUCGAGGUGAACGUGCUUAAGUCUAUUUUAGACAUCA